AUGGGGGCACUGUGGCUAGAGGGCUGGGGUAGGAGGCCCCAGGGGAAGGGCUGCCUCCUGCUGGCUGUGGCAGGAGCCACUUCCCUGGUGACCCUGCUGCUGGCUGUGCCUAUCACUGUCUUGGCUGUGAGGGCCUUGGUGCCCCAGGAGCCAGGAGGAGGACUGGUAACCAGGACCGCUGACCCGGGGAUGCAAGCCCAGGCCCAGCAGCGAUUGGGGUCACAGGAGCUGCCAGAGGAGGAAGCAGAAGCAGAUUUCAGUUCCAGGCUCCCCGCCGCCCACCUCAUAGGCGCCUGGACCAAGGGGCAGGGCCUCGGCUGGGAGGCGAAGAAAGAGGAGGCGUUUCUGAGGAGCGGGACGCUGUUCUCGGGCGCCGAGGGGCUGGCGCUCCCCCGGGACGGCCUCUACUACCUCUACUGUCACGUCGGCUACCGGGGCCGGGCGCCCCCUGCCGGCCGGGGCCCGCCCGAGCCCCCGGUGACGCUGCGCAGCCGCCUGUUCCGCGCGGGGGGCGCCUACGGGCCCGGGUCUCCCGAGCUGCUGCUGGAGGGCGCGGAGACCGUCACCCCGGCCCCCGGCCCGGCCCGGGCGCGCGAGUACGGGCCGCUCUGGUACACGAGCGUGGGCUUCGGCGGCCUGGUACAGCUCCGCAGGGGCGAGCGCGUGUACGUCAACAUCAGUCACCCCGAUAUGGUGGACUACCGCCGGGGGAAGACCUUCUUCGGGGCGGUGAUGGUGGGCUGAGGCCGGGGAAGUGUAGGGGCCCGUCUGGAAUCUGCGGGCGAGCCCCAAGAGAAUAAAGUCCGUAA
This is a messenger RNA of Canis lupus familiaris (dog), 809 nucleotides long. It is a transcript of the gene LTB, whose product is annotated as lymphotoxin beta. Lineage: Eukaryota; Metazoa; Chordata; Mammalia; Carnivora; Canidae. Gene Ontology annotation, biological process: immune response. Gene Ontology annotation, cellular component: membrane. Gene Ontology annotation, molecular function: tumor necrosis factor receptor binding; CD40 receptor binding. The record is from RefSeq and is marked provisional.